Penaeus vannamei (Pacific white shrimp) is the source of this 611-nucleotide messenger RNA. RefSeq names its product cuticle protein CP575-like. Lineage: Eukaryota; Metazoa; Arthropoda; Malacostraca; Decapoda; Penaeidae. The record is from RefSeq and is a predicted model, not a curated record.
GUCUGAGUGAGUCCGCUGGAACGUGACGGGUAUAUAAAGGAACUGGGUCGCGCCAGGACAUCACUCAUCCCCACGGGCCCCCGUCUACGCACCGCUCGACUCCCGCCAUGAAGGUCCUGCUGCUCGCUCUCCUGGGUCUGGUCGCCCUGGCCGCCGCCAUGCCCUCCGACAUCAUCGACUUCGAGGAGGACCACAUGGAGCACGAGCAGGAGGGCAUCCCAGGAACGGCCGUGGAGGGCGAGUACUCGUGGGUAGCGCCCGACGGGAACGAGUACCACGUCAAGUACGUCGCCGACCACAACGGGUACCGCAUCGUCGACGACAACGUUGUCCCCAGGAUGCGCAGCGACGCCCCCGAAGCCGACGACGAUGACGACAACUAAGAGGUCUUCCGUCUGACGUCUUUCCUUUUCCUGGUCGUUCGCUUCGGACGCUUGGACUCUUCACUUCAUAAUCCGGCGUCUGCUUCUCCUUAGAUAUGUAUAAAAAGCAACAUGUAUCCAUCAUCAGAGAAUAUAUAUAUCUUGAUAAACAAAAUAAUUCAACCUGUAAAUAUUUCAUAAACCAUUACGAAAACUAGAAAUGAUAUUUUGCACACACACACACACACA